Messenger RNA from Salmo salar (Atlantic salmon), 4790 nucleotides. RefSeq names its product transmembrane protein 87A. Lineage: Eukaryota; Metazoa; Chordata; Actinopteri; Salmoniformes; Salmonidae. Gene Ontology annotation, biological process: retrograde transport, endosome to Golgi. The record is from RefSeq and is a predicted model, not a curated record. Gene Ontology annotation, cellular component: Golgi cisterna membrane; Golgi apparatus.
AAUGAGCCAAGGCCAAUGAGUGGCAGGUGAAAAAAUAAUUAAUUGUAUCAUUUGUCUUCUAGUAUACAUUGAAAAUGGGUCCCACAGACCCGAACACCACACUAGGGUUAAUACAGUAUAUACAUGGUCACUGGCACUGCUUAACAUGGUGUAUGGUUCAAUGCAUCUGAUGCCAAAACGUCAACUCAAACAUAAGCAUGUGCGUGACGUUACUUCCACUCAGGUGAGUUAGCUAGUCGCCCCAGCUAUACCACAUGCUGAAAACAUGGCUGCUUCUGUACGUGUGAGGACGUGGAACAGCACGGCUAGCUCAGUGAAAACCUGGCUCCUUUAUUUGGCAGGGAUUCUUUUACUAGGAGAUGUAAAUAGCGGGGUGAUGGCAGCUCCAGAACCUGGACAAUGGAGAAUUACAGUUGUCAAUACCUCAAGACCAUUGCUUUUGAGGAAAUCCAUGUAUAAAGACACUGAUAUCAAAUUGAAAGUUGUGUCCUUUGGAUGUCCAGAGGAGAUGACUUUUACCAUUCAAUGGUACUUGAAAUACUACCCCUGUCACAACGAGUUCAAUAAUAUUGAGGAAAUGUAUGAGAGGACGCCACUGAGUCGAGGACAGAGUAUGGAUCCUAACCCUCUAGGACAAGGGGAAUGCAUUGAGCACAAGCACAAGCCCUUGACCUGCAACAAUGACGUGCGAUACUUCCCAAUGCUAAAUAAAGCCAAGGUGGAACCACGGAUAGUUGUCCCGCCCAUGGAAGGGGCAGCACCGGGUUCGGAUGAAAACUACACCAAUUGGACGAUGGAGGAGUACGACAAAGUCAGCGGUGUGAAGAACGCCAGUGUGUCACUUAAAGAUGAUGUCAUUGCCACCACGUGGAAGGAUGGCCCCUAUCUGUUUGUGGUGGUGAUUAAAUCUAACAAACAGGAAGCUAACUGGAAUUUAACUGUAAACGUUGUAAUGAAAGGAACUCACGGCUACAUCUCCAUCACUGAAUGGCCUCUCAUGAUCUUCUACAUGGUGAUGUGUAUAGUGUACAUCCUGUACGCGUUACUCUGGUUCAUGUGGGCUGCCUGCUACUGGAAGGACUUACUGCGGAUCCAGUUCUGGAUAGCUGGAGUCAUCUUUCUGGGCAUGGUGGAGAAGGCUGUGUUCUGUGCUGAGUACGAGAACACCAACGGUGUCGGGGCAGCUUCUCCAGGCCUGUUGAUCUUUGCUGAGCUCAUCUCUGCCCUGAAGAGAACCCUGGCACGGCUGCUGGUCAUUAUUGUUAGUCUGGGAUAUGGAAUAGUCAAGCCUCGACUGGGUACAGUGAUGCACAGAGUGGUGGGACUAGGCGUCCUGUACUUUGCCUUUGCUGCUAUCGAAGGUGUGCUUAGAAUCACUGGGGCGAAAGACUCUGACCUGGCUCUGUUGGCCAACAUUCCUCUGGCUCUGCUUGACUCCUCUCUCUGCUGGUGGAUAUUCGUGAGCCUGGCUCAAACUAUAAAGACACUGAAGCUGAGGAGAAACCCAGUCAAACUGUCUCUCUACAGACACUUCACGAACACACUCAUCUUUGCCAUCAUAGCUUCAAUCAUUUUCAUGGUGUGGACGACAAAAAAAUUCAGGCUAGCAGAUUGUCAAUUGGACUGGAUGGAGCUGUGGGUAGAUGAUGCCUUCUGGAGGUUCCUCUUUUCCAUCAUACUGCUGGUGAUCAUGUUCUUAUGGAGACCAUCUGCUAACAACCAGAGGUAUGCAUUCACUCCUCUGAUGGACGACUCUGAUGAUGAGGAGAUCGAGGAGUUUCUGGUGUCAGCUAAUUUGGCUGAUGGCAUAAAGUUGAGAGCAACCAACGCCAGGAGUGAGACAAACGGUUCAGCCAAGCCUUCAGGACCCAACCCGGAUGAAGACAUGAAAUGGGUGGAAGAGAACAUUCCUACCUCUUUAACAGACGUAGCGUUGCCUGUCCUUCUCGACUCGGAUGAGGAAAUCAUGACUACAAAAUAUGAAAUGUCCAAGAUGGAGUAACAUGGAAAGUCUUCCUCCUACCCACGGUGGAUGCAGAGCAUCUCUUCCUCGGGUUCCUAAUGCAUGGCAUGGAAUAGACAGAUCAUCUGGAGCACGACACCUCUCCAAUCCUAGUCCUAGGGCUGUUUAGGCUGAGACUCAAACCUCUGUUCCUCUGUACAACACUACUGUGGCUUAACACAACACCUCUGACUUGGCGAUCAGCAGGGUCCUAUUCAUUGGGCAUCAAAUGGAAGAAAGUGUAUUAAAACGGGGAAGUACUACUUCAACUUGUCCAAUAAGACAUACUUGUUUUAGUUUUCCUUUCCAGAGCGUUUUGUUACGGUGUGCCCUAAUGUAUUCAACCUAUGUUAUAUGUGGGCAUCAGAAAAUCUCGCCUGCAAUACUCCUAUUCUGCGCAUCCCAAAUGGCACCCUGUUCCCUAUAUAGGGCACUGCUUUUGGCCAUGGCCCAUACGGUUUUAUAGGGAAUAGGGUGCCAUUUGGGAUGUAACUUUUAUGAGACUUCUGUUCCAAACACUUUGUUAAAUGCUGUAUGUAUUUAUUAACAUUUUUGCUCACUAAACUUGACUUUAUAGGAGAGAGGAACAAGCUGGUAUAUUAUUUCAACACCAAUUGGACACUACAUAAUAACAUUACACCUCUGAAUGUUAUCAUCUAUCAAAGUAAUAUUGGUAUAGUAAACGUUAUUUAUUAUAUAUUUCACUAAGUAAAGCUUUAUUGCAUCCUAACCAAAGUAUAAUGUGAUGUGGGAGAGUGUGCGUUUUUGUCUAGGCUGGGACACAGGAUUUAUAUGUGCAGUGUGUUACGCAGUACUAAACAGAAGUGUUCUUGAUAAUGUCAGUGUACGAUUGCAGGACUUGAGGUCUGUUCAGGAGGAUGUAACGUUACAGAAUGUUAAGAUAGAAAUGUAUGGUGUAGAAGAGAUUGUCUGGCAGAUAGAAAUACAAGGAAUAGAGCUGACAUGAUUCCCUAUUCUAUCUACUAUCAAUGUUCAGAAAGUUUACAUCACUGAAUGGACCCCUGAGGUUGGUAGAGGAAGUACUGUAAUUGAGGCUUACAUCAUUGAGGAGUUGUGUUUGAAUGUGAGUGGAGGGAAUCUUUAGCCUGGUUCCAGAUCAGCAAUAACAGCGUUACAAUGGCCAUAGGAGUUGGCAAGACGGCACAAACACAUCUGGGAUCAGGCUAGGUAGUCCUCUGUUUCCGCUAGUCAAAUAAAGAGCAAUAUUAAAUACGUCCUAUGACCUUGUAAGGUUUACUUACACUCCUCUGGUACCCUCCCUUUACCUGUUUUACAUUGCUUGUACACUAAAUGGUACCCUAUUCCCAUUAGCAGGGGUGCUAAACUCAUUCCAUGGAAGGUUUUAGUUUUUUCCUUUCAAUUAAGACCUAGACAAUCAAGUACAAAGGAGGAGUGAAAACCCACAGAUGCUCAGCCCUCCAUGGAAUGAGUUUGAGAUGUGUGCCCUAUAUAGUGCACUACUUUUGACCAGAUCCCUAUGAGCCCUGGUAUAAAGUAGUGUGCACUAUAUAAGGCAUAGCGUGCUAUUUGGGACAAACAUGGCUAUUUAUUUAUGUUUAAGUGUACUUACAACUUGCUUUAUUUAGUUUACUCUAUAGGUACAUUUAUGGGGAUAUUGUGUGAUAAGUUUUAAUGUUAUUUCUGAUUUGUUGUCAUCUGUCUAGCUUGUUCUAAAACUCUUUUUAAAGGACAAACUAUUGGAAAUGACUCUUGUCUAAUUGAUUAAUUCAUGCUUUUAUUUUGCCGUUGAAAAGGGGAAGUGUCUACGACUCCAACACCCCUAUCUCCAUCUUAUGUUCUGUAAUGGUACAACACUUUCAAAGUAUAGAUUCUUUGUGCACCAUUUCUGUAACGGUAAUCGGUACUGGUGCCAGUUAGAUGGUGUAGGUGUCUGAAGUCUUCAGAUGUAGAAGAGACUGGGGGGGGCUUGUCUCGUGUGGACAUUCCCAUUUCCAAAUAGGAUGAUGUUGUAUUGGUCCAUGUUGUGCUCUGCAGCCUUUACCUAGGUUAGGGAGUUAUGAUUUCACUCACAACCUCAACUAUUUCCUAGGACCUGUCCAGAAACAUUCCCUAGUCCCUACCCACUAGAUUUUCUUACAUCUGUCCAAUCCUUGCAUAGGUAGGGUGUAGGUGUCAGUUUGGGAAUCAGGCCCUAGUAUAUGUAGUGCUUUCCCUAACUUGUAUAAAUUAAGAUUCUUACUCAGACCCUGACAUUCUUCUCUUUAUGAUCAUUAUUUCCCUCUUAUGUAGCCUACAACUGUAUGUCUGCCUCAGAGUUGGUUAUUUUCACUUAACAGACUGGUUUUGGCUGACUGUUAGUAGUGUUAUUAUAUUAUUUACUGCCUUAUACCUAUUUUUGGAAGGGUUAACGUCUUCAGAGCUAUGCUGGAACUUUUAAACCCAGGGCCUGUAUUCAUAAAGCGUCUCAGUAUGAGUGCUGAUCUAGGAUCAGUAUGAGUGCUGAUCUAGGAUCAGUAUGAGUGCUGAUCAAGGAUCAGUUUGACCUUUUAGAUCGUAAUGAAUAAAAUGGACUCCUGAUUAGCACGCCUACUUUGAGAUGCUUAGUAAUGUACAUAUGGCUCCAGAUCAAUUUGGCUUGUUUGUCUUUUUAUUUCUGUUGACAGAGCAGAGAGAGAGAACAGCACCUUGUUAUUAGUAUGCCAAACUGUAAAUCUGUAUUUAUGAUGUUUGUUGAAAAUCUUUGUUUUCUGAUCGAUUUCAAAACGAUGGUUAAUUUAAUUGUAAAUAAAAAUGUUUUACAAAUUUA